AUGUUCACCCUUCUGUCCACGGUGCUAAUUGUAGGAUGGACGACGCACAUUUGCUACGCCGGUGAUGGUGAACUAAGCGAGGUACGCAUUGGUUUUGGAUCGUCGUUCAGCGCGAGGCGAGAUGUACGGUUUCAUCUCUACACACCACUGAACACGGCGGAUGCUCACGUCUUCUCGAUCGAUACUGUCGACACAUUGAUGCGUUCCUUCUACAACUCCAGUCAUCCCGUGAGGAUCAUCAUACAUGGUUGGUUCAACAAUGGAACCUCGCUAGUUAUCCAGGGCAUUAAGGAUGCCUAUCUUGCUGCCGGUAGCUACAACGUUAUUGGCGUCGAUUGGGGUACCGGAGCUAGUGAGUCGUACUUCCGUGCUUCGCAAUACACGAUCGCCGUUGGACUGGUAGUGGCAGAUCUCAUUAAUCAGCUCGUGCGUUCCAAUAUGACCAGCAUGGAUCAGCUUCAUCUAGUGGGACACAGCCUUGGAGCACAUAUUGCCGGCAAUACGGGUCACUCGCUCAAAACGGCUCAGCUGCAGGUGAUCUAUGGGUUGGAUCCGGCAUCGAUAAACUUCUUCCAGGAUGAGCCAGAAACACGGCUCAGUCUCGAUGAUGCUGCGUACGUUGAGGUCAUACACACGAAUACGCAGUUUUCGGGAUAUCCGGCACCACUUGGACAUGUGGACUUCUACAUGAACUACGGUCGGAAGCAACCGGGCUGUAAAACGGAUGUUUGUAGCCAUGGACGAUCUACGGAGUUCUUUAUGGAGUCACUGUCGAACACGACCAAAGGAUUCUGGGGUGUGGGGUGUGUGGAUUACAACGAAAUCAAGUCACGCUCCUGUUACAACAUCAACAAGCAAGCUCUCAUGGGCGGCGAGUAUAGGCAGAAGAACGUUACGGCGGGUGUCUAUACGGUGGAAACAUUGGCUGAAGCACCGUACGCGAUGGGAUACGUUCACUAG
Anopheles darlingi is the source of this 960-nucleotide messenger RNA. RefSeq names its product pancreatic lipase-related protein 2-like. The transcript has 3 exons. Bases 1 to 960 code for a protein of 319 amino acids. Gene Ontology annotation, molecular function: lipase activity. Gene Ontology annotation, biological process: lipid metabolic process. NCBI's taxonomy places the organism in Eukaryota, Metazoa, Arthropoda, Insecta, Diptera, Culicidae. The record is from RefSeq and is a predicted model, not a curated record.